Molecule: messenger RNA, 525 nt
Organism: Dictyostelium purpureum
Lineage: Eukaryota; Evosea; Eumycetozoa; Dictyosteliales; Dictyosteliaceae
Exons: 1
Source: RefSeq, a predicted model, not a curated record
GGUGUUGGUUAUAAUUUUCAAGUAGGUUAUUGUUAUCCUUUAAUCACAGAAUCUUAUGGUAAUACUAAUUUUAAAGUUAGUGUAACACAAGAUUUAAAAACAACUACAAUACCACAGUAUAAAACAAAUGAUAAACAAUGCACCUCUCCAAACCCCUCAACAACUAAAACUUAUACUAACGGAACAUGUAUUCAAGUCCCUAACUAUACCGAUAGUGCAUUAUCAAUGAAUGUAAAUGGUGAAAACGAGGGUAACUAUGUAUUAGUAAACAUAGUCGAAAAUCCAAAACCACCUUCGUUAUUUGGUACAAAAGUUGCAACAUAUGGUGAUCCUGAAUGUGAAAGUACUCCUUGGUUUUACUAUUAUUAUGUUAAUGGAACUUUAUUUAACAACCAACCAUCUAAUUACCAAAAUACAUUGAUUUAUUGUCAAGAAGAUAGACCAUUAGAGAAAACAUGUUAUUCAAAUGGUGAUUGCAAAACAACUUCAUUAAUGACAGGUUGUAAAAGAGAUAUUAUCCAUUGG